ACAGCGAAGUUCGCGAACGUUAGCAAUCUCAAACCAGUGAAGCUAUCGAGACUCGAGUCGGAGGAUUUGGAAGAAUGGCCAUGGCAGCAGUGGCAAGACCACCCUCAAUUGCGUUGCUAACAAGACAAAGGCUCAGACCCAGGUGGGUCUUCACCCCUCUGGCUUCUUCUUCAUCCUUUUCAUCUUCGUCUCCUUCUUCCUCUGCUCCUCCUAGAAAGCUCGUUCUCUACUCUAAGCCCGGUUGCUGUUUGUGUGAUGGCCUCAAAGAAAAACUCCAGGCUGCAUUCUUAGUUUCUGCCCCUGAUUCCCUCCACGACGUUGAUUUGCAGAUAAGGGAUAUCACCAGCAAUCCUGAGUGGGAAAGGGCUUAUCAGUAUGAGAUACCCGUAUUGGCUAAAGUACUCUCUGAUGGCACUGAGGAAAUCCUACCUAGAUUAUCUCCACGUCUUGGAGUGGAACUCAUCCAAAAGAAGAUAGCAGCUGCUUUGAAAGAAUAACAGGUUGUUCUGUACAUCUUCCACGUUUCUUUCAAGCAACAGUAAGCAUAAAGGCCGAGGCUGUGAUUUGCAUCAACAAACACCAAUGGUCCAAUACACCAUCGCCUCUUUUUCCCUUUUGUGGACUACUCCACUAUGGGUUGUAGAAAGUGAUUGAUAAUGGAUCGUCAUUUUCAUAUAUAUGUUUUUAUCUAGUGAGAUUAGUCCAUGAUUGCAAACGACAACAGGGCCUUCCUUGUCUUUGAUUGUCACAUGCACCCACUUCUUUCUUUCUUUUAUGCAUUUUCUUUUGGAAAAUGUGGUCAAACAAUAUCCUAAAAGAAUCAGAAGGAAAACCAGAACCUCAUAAGAUUCCUAGUCCUUUAUAAGAUCCUCAGGAGUUUAAAAUUCUACCUUAUAGG
This is a messenger RNA of Corylus avellana, 898 nucleotides long. Its product is annotated as Thioredoxin superfamily protein. The record is from RefSeq and is a predicted model, not a curated record. NCBI's taxonomy places the organism in Eukaryota, Viridiplantae, Streptophyta, Magnoliopsida, Fagales, Betulaceae.